AUGAGGCCCCGGGGGCUCCGGGCCGCGCUGCUGCUGCUGCUGGGUCACCUGUGGGCAGCGGCGACGCCCGCGCCCUCGCCCGCGCCGACGGGGUCCGGGGCGCAGCAGGAGGACGGCGGCGCGCUGGGCCCCGGGCGCGUGAAACGGGGCUGGGUGUGGAACCAGUUCUUCGUGGUGGAGGAGUACACGGGCACAGAGCCGCUGUACGUGGGCAAGAUCCACUCGGACUCGGACGAGGGCGAUGGGGCCAUCAAAUACACCAUCUCGGGCGAGGGCGCCGGCACCAUCUUCCUCAUCGAUGAGCUGACGGGCGACAUCCACGCCAUGGAGCGGCUGGACCGGGAGCAGAAGCCCCUGUACACGCUGCGGGCGCAGGCCCGGGACCGUGCCACCGACCGCCUGCUGGAGCCCGAGUCCGAGUUCGUCAUCAAGGUGCAGGACAUCAACGACAGCGAGCCCCGCUUCCUGCACGGCCCCUACAUCGGCAGCGUGGCCGAGCUGUCCCCCACAGGCACAUCGGUGAUGCAGGUGAUGGCCUCAGAUGCAGAUGACCCCACUUAUGGCAGCAGCGCUCGGCUGGUGUACAGCGUGCUGGACGGAGAGCAUCACUUCACCGUGGACCCCAAGACGGGUGUGAUCCGGACGGCCGUGCCCGACCUUGACCGGGAGAGCCAGGAGCGCUACGAGGUGGUGAUUCAGGCCACAGACAUGGCCGGCCAGCUGGGCGGCCUCUCAGGCUCCACGACCGUCACCAUCGUGGUCACCGACGUCAACGACAACCCGCCCCGCUUCCCGCAGAAGCUGUACCAGUUCACCAUCCAGGAGUCGGCCCCCAUCGGCACAGCCGUGGGCCGCGUGAAGGCCGAGGACUCGGACGUGGGCGAGAACACGGACAUGACCUACCACCUCAAGGAAGAGAGCGGCAGUGGCGGGCACGUGUUCAAGGUCACCACGGACAGCGACACGCAGGAGGCCGUCCUCAUUGUCCAGAAGCGCCUGGAUUUCGAGUCCCAGCCGGUGCACACCGUCGUCCUGGAGGCGCUCAACAAGUUCGUGGAGCCGCGCUUCGCCGACCUGGGCACCUUCCGCGACCAGGCCAUCGUGCGCGUGGCCGUGACCGACGUGGACGAGCCCCCCGAGUUCCGGCCGCCCUCCGGCCUCCUGGAGGUGCAGGAGGACGCGCAGGUGGGCUCCCUGGUCGGCGUGGUGACGGCGCGGGACCCCGACGCCGCCAACCGGCCCGUCCGGUACGCCAUCGACCGGGACUCGGACGUGGACCAAGUCUUCGAUAUCGAUGCGGACACGGGCGCCAUCGUGACGGGCAAGGGGCUGGACCGUGAGACCGCCGGCUGGCACAACAUCACAGUGCUGGCCAUGGAGGCAGACAACCACGCCCAGCUGUCCCGCGCCUCCCUCCGGAUCCGCAUCCUGGACGUGAACGACAAUCCCCCGGAGCUAGCCACACCCUACGAGGCGGCUGUGUGUGAAGACGCCAAGCCAGGCCAGCUCAUCCAGACCAUCAGCGUGGUGGACAGGGACGAGCCCCAGGGCGGCCACCGCUUCUACUUCCGCCUCGUGCCAGAGGCUCCCAGCAGCCCUCAUUUCUCUCUCCUCGACAUCCAAGACAACACGGCGGCCGUGCGCACGCAGCACCCGGGCUUCAACCGACAGGAGCAGGACGUGUUUCUGCUGCCCAUCCUGGUGAUGGACCGCGGGCCGCCCUCGCUGAGCAGCACAGGCACCCUCACCAUCCGCGUCUGCGGCUGCGACAGUGCCGGUGCCAUCCUGUCCUGCAACACCACCGCCUUCGUCAUGGCCGCCUCGCUGAGCCCUGGGGCGCUCAUCGCCCUGCUGGUGUGUGUCCUCAUCCUGGUCGUGCUGGUGCUGCUGAUCCUCACCCUGCGGCGCCACCACAAGAGCCACCUGAGCCCGGACGAGGACGAGGACAUGCGCGACAACGUCAUCAAGUACAACGACGAGGGCGGCGGCGAGCAGGACACGGAGGCCUACGACAUGUCGGCGCUGCGCAGCCUGUACGACCCGGGCGAGCUCAAGGGCGGCGGCGGCGGCGGCGCGGGCGGGCCGGGCGGGCCGGGCGGACCCGGCGGCGGCGCGGGGGGCGCACCCGGGGGCGCCCCCGGCGGCCACUCGCUGCCGCGGGCGCCGCACAGCCCCGGGCCCGACUUCGCGGCCUUCCGGGACUUCCUCGGCCGCCAGGUGGCGCUGGCGGACGCCGACCCCGCCGUGCCGCCCUACGACGCCUUCCAGACCUACGCCUUCGAGGGCGCGGGCUCGCCCGCCGCCUCGCUCAGCCCCCUGCACAGCGCCUCCUCCUCCUCCGAGCUGGACUUCGCGGGCCUGGGCGCCUGGGGCCCGCGCUUCCGCCCGCUGGCCGCGCUCUACGCCGCGCCGCCGCCGCCGCCGGGCAACGCCUCCUCCGGGCAGGCCUCCUAG
Molecule: messenger RNA, 2454 nt
Organism: Sorex fumeus (smoky shrew)
Lineage: Eukaryota; Metazoa; Chordata; Mammalia; Eulipotyphla; Soricidae
Gene: CDH22
Product: cadherin 22
Exons: 11
Coding region: 1-2454 (817 amino acids)
Biological process (GO): multicellular organism development; cell-cell junction assembly; adherens junction organization
Cellular component (GO): plasma membrane; adherens junction; catenin complex
Molecular function (GO): cadherin binding; calcium ion binding
Source: RefSeq, a predicted model, not a curated record